This is a messenger RNA of Striga hermonthica, 579 nucleotides long. NCBI's taxonomy places the organism in Eukaryota, Viridiplantae, Streptophyta, Magnoliopsida, Lamiales, Orobanchaceae. The record is from the annotation of a GenBank genome assembly.
AUGAGCUCGAAAUCAUCAGACCCGAUCGAAGUCUGCGCCAAAGAAUCUGUCACCACUCCCAACAAGCUCGGUGACUGUCCAUUCACUCAAAGGGUUCUUCUUACAUUGGAAGAAAAACACCUUCCGUAUGAGUUAAAGUUGGUUAAUUUCAAGAACAAACCUGAUUGGUUGUUGAAGAUAUCUCCAGAAGGUAAAGUGCCCUUGAUCAAGCUAGACGAGAAGUGGAUUGCCGAUUCGGAUGUUAUAACGCAGGUGUUAGAGGAAAAGUUCCCUGAACCCUCGCUCGUUACACCCCCUGAGAAAGCUUCAGUUGGUUCAAAGAUCUUUUCGACCUUUAUUGGGUUUCUUAAAAGCAAAGACCCCAGUGAUGGAACAGAGCAGGCUUUACUGGCUGAGCUGGGCUCCUUCAACGAUUACCUUGCAGAAAAUGGCCCGUUUAUCAAUGGGAAAGUGAUAUCUGCAGCAGAUUUGUCCCUUGCACCUAAGCUAUAUCACCUUGAAAUUGCUUUGGGACAUUACAAGAAGUGGUCUAUCCCAGCUUCACUUACGCCUUUGAUUUCGUACAUGAAGGUAUGUUGA